CAAUUGCUGUCAAAUCGGUCGUUAAUGGAGCAUCUUAUAAUGGACACCAUCAACAUCAGUCUGAGCCCCAUAUUUUAUUUUUCGAAAAGAAUGAAAAGUAGAGGGAGAGAGCAUCAGAACAAUCAAAAGUUGGAACAUUUUUCAAAUGGGAAGUGAUAUAGCAGAUAAAGUGGAAAAUAGUAGAAAAAAAAUAAAAGUUGUAAGACUGAAGUUUAAAGAAAUGGUUGAGUCUGGAAUUUGGUUUGCACCCAUUAUCUCUAAAAUCUAUGUAAGAUUUCAUAUUCCCAAUCCCAUUAUCAUCACAAAAAGAAAGAAGAAAAAAGAAAUAAUGGUCAGCAUUUCCAUCUUUCUGUUCUUUAUAAGUUGCACAUAUUAUGUUUGUUCAUUUGACUCAAAAAACGAUGUUUUUCAGCCAUGGGGUUUCAUUUUUAUUUUAUUUAUAUCAAUCUUUAGAAGUAGUUUCACCAUCCGUUUGUAUGGAGAAGAGUUAGUUGUUCAACAUUACUUCAUUAAAUGAGCAUAGUGUUCGUUGACAUCCCCUGGUCGAGUUAGAGAAACAGCAUGAUGGAUAGUGUUUGGGGUGUGUUUUGCGGAGAUACUGAAUCUUCAUAUAUCAAUGGAGGAAAGGCAUGUAGUUUUGCGUCUCUAUCCUUUACUUAUCCCUUCUCUUGUGAGCGCAAUGGCAUUAUCAUUUGUUUUUGUAUAUUGUUGUUACUUAUGUUCUUGUUAACCAUAACUUCCAAGGCCGUGUCAUCAAGGACUGCUGAAUUUGUAGCCUGUAUCCAUCGAUAUACUCCUUUGGAAGUUUAUUCCGCUCUUUAUAACGGUGGUGUUGGAUUGGUUUACUUGGGUUUGGGAAUUUGGAUUAUUGAAGAUUGUUUGAUCAGUAAACAGAGGAAUGUGUUACCUCUACAUCGGUGGCUGGUAGUGUUAUUUCAGGGGUUCACGUGGUUGCUUCUAAGUUUAACUUUCAGCUUACGGGGAUGGAAAUUCUCGAAAGACAUUUUGAGGCUUUGCUGUACAGUAACAUGUCUGGUUGGGGGGAUUCUUUGUUUUUCAUCGCUGUUGGUCGUUGUUAGCUACCGAACAGUUUCAGUUAACAUUAUCUUGGAUAGUCUAUCCUUACCCGGAGCAAUUCUUCUGUUAUUAUGCACUUCGGAAAGAUACAAAUUGGAAGAUAUUAACAGUAGCGACUUUCUUUAUACUCCUUUGAGUGGUGAAUCUAAUGUUCAUGCUGAAACGAAUACAGAUAACCGGAUAAGUGAAACUCCCUUUGCCGAAGCAGGGUUGCUUAGUAAGGCGACAUUUUGGUGGUUGAAUCCAUUGUUGAUGAAAGGCAAGUCGCAAACCCUCAGCAAUGAGGAUAUACCACAAUUACGAAAGGUAGAUCGAGUGGAGAGUUCUUACUUAAUGUUUACAGAGAAUUUGAAUAAACAAAAACAACUUUGUGCGUCGAAACCACCAUCAGUUUUAUGGGCAAUAGUUUGGUGUUACUGGAAACAGAUCUUAAUAUCUGGGUUCUUUGCAUUGGUCAAAAUAGUCACUCUUUUUGCUGGACCUCUUCUUAUUAAAGCCUUCAUUGAAGUCGCAGAAGGUAAACAAGCUUUCAAAUACGAGGGUUAUGUGCUGGCUGUAUCACUGUUCAUCUCAAAGUGCAUAGAGUCAUUGGCACAAAGGCAAUGGUACUUCCAUAGUAGAUUAAUAGGCGUCCAAGUUAGGUCUCUUCUCUCAGCUGCUAUCUACAAAAAGCAAUUGAGGCUUUCUAGUGCUGCUAAGUUGGUGCAUUCCUCUGGUGAGAUCACCAACUAUGUCACUGUUGACGCGUAUAGAGUAGGUGAGUUCCCAUAUUGGUUUCAUCAUAUAUGGACAACAUGUCUCCAACUUUGUAUUGCUUUAGUCGUUCUUGUUCAGGCUGUAGGUCUAGCAACACUUGCAGCAUUUGUUGUUAUAAUACUGACUGUGUUAUGCAAUACUCCCUUGGCCAAACUUCAACAUGAAUUUCAGAGUAAGCUCAUGGUUGCACAAGAUCAGAGGGUGAAGGCUAUGUCAGAAGCUAUCAUGAACAUGAAGGUGCUGAAGAUGUAUGCAUGGGAAACACAUUUCAAGGGUGUUAUUGAGAAGUUGAGGGAAGAGGAAAUCAGGUGGGUGUCACUAGUCCAACUCCGGAGAGCAUAUAAUAGUCUUCUCUUUUGGUCAUCUCCUGUAUUGGUUUCGGCGGCUACUUUUGGGGCAUGUUACUUUCUUGGUAUACCUCUUUAUGCUAGUAAUGCGUUCACUUUCCUAGCGACUUUACGUCUUUUUCAGGAUCCUGUUAGAAUGAUCCCUGAAAUCAUAGGAGUAGUAAUUCAAGCAAAAGUUGCGUUUGCACGGAUUGUGAAAUUCCUUGGAGCACCGGAGAUACAGAUUGGAAAUGCCAGGCAAAAGAAAAAUACAGGGCCAUUUAAGCCUGCCAUUUUUAUCGAGUCGGGUAAUUUUUCAUGGGAAGAGAAUCCAUUAAAGCCUAUGUUAAGCAAUAUAAAUUUAGAGGUCAAACCCGGUGAGAAGGUUGCUAUCUGCGGUGAGGUUGGUACAGGAAAAUCAACUUUGCUAGCAGCAAUUCUUGGAGAGGUUCCGAAUGUUGGGGGAAUGUUUCAAGUGUAUGGGAAAAUUGCAUAUGUUUCUCAGUCAGCGUGGAUCCAAUCAGGAAGUAUACAAGAUAAUAUUCUUUUCGGAUGCUCUAUGGAUAAUAAAAGAUACCAAGAAACAUUACAGAAGUGUUCACUUUUACAGGACCUUGAAAUACUUCCUUUUGGUGAUCUAACUGAAAUUGGAGAAAGAGGAGUUAAUUUGAGUGGUGGUCAAAAGCAGCGUAUCCAACUUGCUCGUGCACUGUAUCAGGAUGCUGAUAUAUAUCUCAUGGAUGAUCCGUUUAGCGCAGUAGAUGCUCAUACUACUACAAGCCUGUUUAACGACUACCUAAUGGGAGCUCUAUCAUCAAAGACAGUCUUACUUGUGACACAUCAAGUCGACCUCCUUCCAACAUUUGAUUCUAUUUUGCUGAUGUCAGAUGGGCAAAUCUUAUGUGCAGCUCCUUAUCAUAUGUUGUUAGCCUCUUGUCAAGGAUUUCGUGAACUUGUUACUGCACAUAAUGAUGCAGCUGGUUCUGACAGGACUGCUGAAGUAUCCUCUUCUCUGAGUUAUGAAACCUGUUCAGAAGAGAUUACGAGCAGUCAUCGUGAGAAAUCAUUGAAACAACUUGUUGGUCCCCAGUUAAUUAAGCUCGAGGAGAAAGAAAUCGGAGAUAGUCUGAAACCUUACAUACAGUAUCUGAACCAGAACAGAGGUUUCAUCUACUUCUUUUUAGCAAUUCUCAGUCACCUCAUGUUUGUGGGUGUCCAAAUACUACAAAAUUCUUGGAUGGCAGCUAAUGUUCAGAACCCACAUGUAACCAAACUACGACUGAUCGUUGUUUACCUACUUGUAGGAUGUAGCGCAAUACUAGUUUUACUUGUUAGGAUUUUUUCAACAGUCUCUUUGGGUCUCCAGUCAUCAAAGUCUUUCUUUUCUCAGUUAUUGAACUCCCUUUUCCAUGCACCAAUGUCUUUCUAUGACUCCACGCCUCUGGGAAGGAUACUGAGCCGGGUGUCUUCUGAUUUGAGUAUUCUAGACCUUGACGUUCCAUUUGGUGUAGUAGUUGCUGUUAGUUCAACCUCUACUGUAUAUGCUAAUCUUGGCGUAUUGGCCGUUAUAACUUGGCAGCUGUUGUUCGUCUCUGCACCCAUGCUAUUCCUGGCAGUCUGUUUACAGAAAUACUACUUUGCUUCGGCAAAAGAGUUCAUGCGAAUCAACGGAACAACAAAGUCUAUGAUUGCAAACCAUCUUGCCGAAUCCGUAGCAGGAGCAAUGACGAUCAGAGCAUUUCAGGUCGAAGAUAGAUUAUUUGCUGAGAAUCUGGAUCUUUUAGACAAAAACUCCAGUCCUCUUUUCCACACUAUUUCAGCCAAUGAGUGGUUGAUCCAGCGUUUGGAAAUACUGGGUGCAGUUGUCAUUUCCUCCUCAGUGCUUGUGAUGGUUUCUCUUCCUCCGGGAACCUUUAGUUCUGGAUUUGUUGGAAUGGCUUUGUCGUACGCUCUUGCAUUAAAUCUCGGUCUUGUUUUGUCUAUACAAAACCAGUGCACAGUAGCAAAUUACAUCGUCUCUGUAGAAAGGCUAAACCAAUACAUGCAUAUUCCUAGCGAAGCCCCAAAAAUCGAAGAAGGGGACCAGCGUUUUCCAAGUUGGCCAGCUCUAGGUAUGGUGGAGUUCCAUGAUUUGAAGGUUAGAUAUAGGCCCGAUACUCCGCUUGUUCUUAAUGGGAUCAGUUUUAAAAUUGAAGGAGGGCACAAGAUUGGGAUUGUUGGCAGGACUGGCUGUGGCAAGACAACUCUUGUUAGUGCGCUGUUUCGCCUGGUUGAGCCAGUGGGUGGAAAAAUUAUUGUAGAUGGCGUCGACAUCUCCACAAUCGGACUCCAUGAUCUGAGAUCACGCCUAGGGAUCAUACCUCAGGAGCCUACUCUUUUCAAUGGAACCGUGAGAUACAACUUGGAUCCUCCAUCUCGAUACACUGACCAGGAAUUGUGGAAGGUUCUUCAGAAGUGUCAGCUCGAAGAAGCAGUGCAAGAGAAAGGAGGUGGACUGGAUUCUCUAGUUGCAGAUGAUGGAUCUAACUGGAGCAUGGGACAACGGCAAUUAUUCUGUUUGGGUCGCUCUCUGUUGAGGAGAAGCCGAAUACUAGUACUUGAUGAAGCCACAGCCUUUACUGACAAUGCAACAGACUCGACUCUGCAGAAAAUCAUAAGGGUGGAAUUCACACACUGCACUGUGAUUACAGUUGCCCACAGGAUUCCAACUGUGAUGGACUGCACCAUGGUGCUUGCCCUCAACGAUGGGAACCUAGUGGAGUAUGACGAACCGGGGAAAUUGAUGAAUAUAGAGGGAUCCCUGUUUGCGAAGCUUGUCAAGGAAUAUUGGUCUUACAACUCUGCAGGUUAGAAAAUCCAAAGAAGUGCCCGGUUGUAGAAAUGAAAGCUGAGUAAUAUUUCUUGAAGUGGAAUUACGAAAACCUUAAACUGCAAUAUACUGCUCUGGUUAGACUGAAGUGAAUUGUGGAACCCCCAAAAUUCUAAUCUUGCUUCUGAUGAAUACAUUUACCACCAAAUAGAGCUGUAUUUUUCUUUUUCUUCCGUCUAAUUUUGCUUCUGAUCAAUACAUUCUGUUGACAAGGUCUUACAGUUACUGAUUUUAGUUUUCUGGUCACACAAAUGUUUUAUCAUUGUUGACUUUGUCAAUCAUGGAUAUUUACUCGUCCAAUAAUGUACUAGUAUAAAAACAUUUAGU
Messenger RNA from Papaver somniferum (opium poppy), 5355 nucleotides. RefSeq names its product ABC transporter C family member 10-like. Gene Ontology annotation, cellular component: vacuolar membrane; plant-type vacuole. NCBI's taxonomy places the organism in Eukaryota, Viridiplantae, Streptophyta, Magnoliopsida, Ranunculales, Papaveraceae. The transcript has 11 exons. Gene Ontology annotation, biological process: transmembrane transport. The record is from RefSeq and is a predicted model, not a curated record. The coding region runs from base 562 to 5010 and encodes 1482 amino acids. Gene Ontology annotation, molecular function: ABC-type transporter activity; ATP hydrolysis activity; ATP binding.